AUGGCUUUAAAGUUUGAGACUAUUCUUCUUGUCAUCAUUUUUGGUGCAAUUCUUUUGGAAGGCAAUCUGAAAAUUGUUGAAGCUUGCCCCCAAUUUUGCUAUGGUGAUGCUGCAUACAUGAUUUGUCCUUCUUCUGGAAAUCAACAUCUCAGUCCAGGAUGCAACUGUUGUUUUGCAUCCACUGGUUGUACAAUUUACAAAGCAGAUGGAACUUCUCUUUGUACUAAGAAUUGAAAUAUAGAGGAUGGUGAUGUGAAUGUCUCUAUUCACAUGCACAGAAUAAUCACUCUUUAGAAGAAUCUUGAGCAUGCAUGUUGCUGCAGAUACAACAAUUAUGGAAAAUCACCUGCUGCUGUCAAUAACAGCUUCCACAGGAUGCUGCUCCCCAUUUCUUAAAAAUGCCCGAGCAUAUAAUUCACCUAGUUAUAUAUAUUUCAUUUAAGUAAUAAAAUUAAAAAAAAAAACAAUUAACUGUAUAAUCUAAUUAGAGCAAACUUAUUGUGAUCUUUUUUAUAUGUGUUCUUAUCUUCUAGUUUUAUGAUACAU
This is a messenger RNA of Vicia villosa (hairy vetch), 546 nucleotides long. RefSeq names its product proteinase inhibitor PSI-1.2-like. Gene Ontology annotation, molecular function: serine-type endopeptidase inhibitor activity. The transcript has 2 exons. The coding region runs from base 1 to 234 and encodes 77 amino acids. Lineage: Eukaryota; Viridiplantae; Streptophyta; Magnoliopsida; Fabales; Fabaceae. The record is from RefSeq and is a predicted model, not a curated record.